Aspergillus uvarum CBS 121591 is the source of this 1240-nucleotide messenger RNA. Its product is annotated as aldo/keto reductase. Lineage: Eukaryota; Fungi; Ascomycota; Eurotiomycetes; Eurotiales; Aspergillaceae. The transcript has a single exon. Bases 50 to 1084 code for a protein of 344 amino acids. The record is from RefSeq and is a predicted model, not a curated record.
CAAAACUUGCCUUUUUUUGUUUACCUUUCUUCAGCCACUUCGGACAAAAAUGAAGUACGUGCAACUUGGAAGUAGCGGUCUUCGUAUCGCCCCAAUUGGUGUGGGAUGCAUGAGUUUUGGAAACCCCGACGGCCGUUACAAGUGGUCGGUCCCAGAAGAAGAUGCAUUGCCCGUGCUUGAUCACUGCUACAGAUCCGGUCUGAAUUUCUUCGACACAGCAAACACCUAUUCCAAUGGCUUGUCUGAGGAAAUUCUUGGCAAGGCGAUCAAGAAGUACGGAUGGUGCCGAGAAAACAUUGUCAUCGCCACCAAGGUUUGGGCACCAGUUGGCCGCGGUCUCGAACAGCCAAUUGCUAUGACGGAUGACGAAAAGGAUGACGCCGGCUACGUGAACCAAUACGGAUUGAGUCGGAAGCAUAUCUUCGAGAGCAUCGAUGCAAGCCUGCAAAGACUAGGUCUGCCCUAUGUCGAUCUGCUGCAGAUCCACCGUUUCGACCCUAGAACUCCCGUAAGGGAAACAAUGGAGGCGCUUCACGAUAUUGUCAAAUCCGGCAAAGUGCGCUAUAUCGGUGCUUCUUCGAUGUGGGCUCAUCAGCUCCUUGAGUAUCAGUACACCGCUCGCAUCCACGGCUUGACGGAGUUCAUCUCUAUGCAGAAUCUUCACAAUGCUAUCUACAGAGAGGAUGAGAGGGAGAUUUACCCUGCAUGUGCCAAAUUUGGAAUGGGUGGGAUUCCUUGGAGCCCCGUUGCAAUGGGCUUCUUAGCUCGACCCUGGCGUGACUUCUCAAAAACCACACGUGGAGAGGGUCAAUCCUCUGGCUUCCUCGGUCAACACGCUACAGAGGCAGACAAGAAGAUUAACGAGCAGAUUGAGAAGCUUGCUGAGCAGCAUGGUGUGUCGAUGGCGACUGUGGCAAUUGCUUGGUCGCUUUCCAAGCCAUUUAUUACAGCGCCGAUUCUUGGAAUGAGUAAGAAAGAAAGAGUUGAUGAAGCAGUCAAGGCUAUCUCUUUCAAGCUCAGUCCCGCCGAAUUAAAGAGCAUUGAUGACCUAUAUGAGCCGAAGAAGGUGCUUGGUCAUCAAUAAAGAUUCUGUACUUGGAAUUGCAGCUAGGAACCCAAGUUUUCCAACCGACAAAAUAGUCACUAUUGUUGAUCCUUUCACAGUCCCAAAAUCACCUGUAUCUAUUGCAGUUUUAUGACUUGAUUGUCUGCCAUAGACAGAAAUUUAUUCAGAGGCCCA